Messenger RNA from Musa acuminata subsp. malaccensis (wild Malaysian banana), 2106 nucleotides. Its product is annotated as probable protein phosphatase 2C 35. NCBI's taxonomy places the organism in Eukaryota, Viridiplantae, Streptophyta, Magnoliopsida, Zingiberales, Musaceae. Gene Ontology annotation, molecular function: cation binding; protein serine/threonine phosphatase activity. The record is from RefSeq and is a predicted model, not a curated record. Gene Ontology annotation, biological process: peptidyl-threonine dephosphorylation.
UACCCUCUCCCCUUCCCCACUUGGCCUUUUGGGCCCUCUCGCUUCUCUGUCAUUUCAUGCAAGUCAUGGCUACAAGGAACACUUAAUUCUUCUUCCUCCUCGCUUGCUUCUUCCAAACCCAUCACUCCAAUCAUCUCAACUUUACUUGUGAGAUCACUUCCCAUUAGGAAGAAACCCGUCUCCUCCGAGGAAACCCUCUUCCCCCCGGUCUUUCAAAUCCUUGAUGCCACUUCUUUGCCUUUGAUCCCCACUCGAGUCGUGUCGAGGGUCGAUUGCCGACAUGGGCUGCGUGCAGAGCAAGUGCUAUGGCCGCUGCGCGAGGCUCUGUUGCUGCCACUACCAGCCCUCCUCCUUGGCCACCGACGACGCCGGCGAGGGCGCUGACUCCUUCAGGAUCCACGAGACUGACUCCCCGCAGCGCCGGGGGCUCUCCAGCGCGGGCGGCUCGCUCGGCUCCGCCACCGUCCCUUCCGCUGGUCUCUGCCUCCGUUACGCCUCCCUCACGCAGCGCGGCUACUACCCCGACUCUCCCGACCGCGCCAACCAGGACAGCUUCUGUGUCAGGACCAACUUCCAGGCCAACCCCGACCUCCACUUCUUCGGUGUCUUCGAUGGCCAUGGCCCGUUCGGCGCUCAGUGCUCCGACUUCGUCCGCGACAAGCUCGCAGACAUCUUGGCCAGCGAUGCUCGCCUGUCGGAGGACCCCAUUAAGGCCUAUCAGCCCGCUUUUCUGGCAACUAAUUCCUCGCUGCACGACAGCGAGAUCGACGAUUCGAUGAGCGGCACGACCGCUAUCACUGUUCUUGUCAGUGGUGGAGCACUUUAUGUGGCGAAUGUGGGGGAUUCACGGGCGGUGGCUGGGGUUUGGAAUGGGAACCGCGUCGUGGCCGAGGACUUAUCGAGUGACCAGACGCCGUACCGGAAGGAUGAGUAUGAGAGGGUGAGGCUCUCCGGGGCGAGGGUGUUGUGCGUUGAUCAGGUGGAGGGGAUGAUGGAUCCUGACAUACAGAGCUGGGGCGAUGAGGAGGACGGCGAUGGGGAUCCACCAAGGCUGUGGGUGCAGAAUGGCAUGUAUCCUGGCACGGCGUUCACGAGGAGUGUGGGAGACUCGACAGCCGAGAGUAUAGGGGUGAUUGCCAUUCCGGAGGUUAAGACUGUGAAGAUCACACCAAACCAUCUCUUCUUUGUCGUUGCAAGUGAUGGAAUCUUUGAAUUCCUAUCAAGUCAAGCGGUGGUUGACAUGGUAUCCAGGUUUGUUGAUCCUCAGGAUGCCUGCUCAGCCAUUGCUGCUGAAUCUUACAAAUUGUGGUUAGAGCAUGAAAACCGGACAGAUGAUAUAACAAUUAUUGUUGUGCAGAUCAAAGACAUGGUUGCUUCAUACGCCGAGGCAACCAAUGAAACCAUCCAUACCAGCAACAGUAUUCCCCUAAGUCCAGCGAAAGUAAAAGCCCAGAGGCGCAUAGUAUCACAGUCCGAUACUAACCAUCCAAUAAAAGGCAGCUGCCAGGAGCUGCAGUCAGGCCCUCCAGACUCCUCAGCCAACUUUAGUCCUGCAUAUGUUGCAAGAUCUCCAACUCACUCUGUUCAUUUAAAAGAGAUUAAUCCACACUGAUUGGAGCUUAACGGUUUUUCAUAUUUUCUUAUUCUAACCUCUUCAUUUUGCAUAUUCCGGCAACAGCAGAAGGCACAAGAGAAGGUCCCAUGUUUUCUUUUUUCAAAGCAUCCAACGCAAGGAGAUUUUGGUUGUCAUCUUGGCAAUGUUUUCAUUAUCAUUAUAGAUCAUUCUAUAAAAUAACUUUGUCGUGUCCUCCACAAUGCAAGUGUUCGAGAGCCCCUUCAAGCAAAAUGUUACUGUGACUUUUUCAAUGGCUUGGGACAGACCAUUGGUGCUACAGGGCAUUCAUCUUCAUUGCCAUAUGACCAGAUAAUUCUGUCAUGUAGGAGAUGAAGCAGGAGAUCGCUUACUGCAACCGUUCUAAAUUAAGGUGAAUCUCCAAAACAUAAAGGCUAAAUAAUGAGGGUGGAUGAUGUAGAAAUGGUUGUAUGCUACUUUUUUUAUCCAUAUUGAAUUCGAGCUUAUUUUAAGUAAUUUCUAAUUUUAUUACA